Tetrapisispora phaffii CBS 4417 is the source of this 840-nucleotide messenger RNA. It is a transcript of the gene LPP1, whose product is annotated as phosphatidate phosphatase LPP1. Gene Ontology annotation, biological process: phospholipid metabolic process. The transcript has a single exon. Bases 1 to 840 code for a protein of 279 amino acids. The record is from RefSeq and is a predicted model, not a curated record. Lineage: Eukaryota; Fungi; Ascomycota; Saccharomycetes; Saccharomycetales; Saccharomycetaceae. Gene Ontology annotation, molecular function: phosphatidate phosphatase activity.
AUGAAGUUGAAUCUGCAGCAGGUAACCAGCUAUCUAUCGGUUUUCAUAUUACAAUACUUGUAUGUUCUGAUUGGGUUUGUCUUCUUUUUUUAUAGUGAGUACGGAUUGGUUCCCAGAACCACCGACAUGAAAUUCAAUAUCAAGAAUGGAAGCAUCGCUAAGGCACAUGUGGCAGAUGAAGUUGUCAGUGGCGUGGAGUGUCUCUCCAUCGCGUUUCUUUUACCUACGGUUGUCAUCAUAGUUCAUUGUUUAGUAGGCAGGAUCUCGAAGAAAAGGUUAUCUGUAUCCGAGGCAGGGGACAAGAAAGGUAACUCAUACAUGCUCUCCAGACUGAGUUUUAUUCCACCCCAACUGCACGUGUUGCAGUUAAGCUUACUGUGCCUGGGUUUGAUUUUGACAGUCAACGGAACCAUAACCAACAUUUUGAAACUUUCUAUCGGCAAUGCAAGACCCGAUUUCCUCGAUAGAUGCCAGCCUGACAUACCAGCAGAGAUGAAGGACCAAGAGUGGUUCACUCUAGACAUUUGCAAGCAGGCAAACCAUGAUUUUCUUUACGAAGGAUUGAAGAGCACCCCAAGCGGCCAUUCGAGUUUCAUCAGUUGCAGCAUGGCGUACUUAUUCUGGUGGCAGACGUACUUCCUCAGCACCAGCAAGUCCAAGCACUUCUGGUGUCUUUUGCUUGCUGCUGUUGUGAUCGUCUCGAGAUUGACAGACCAUAGACAUCAUUGGUAUGAUCUGCUGUUCGGGACCGUUGUAGGGCUAGCAUCAUUCUUUUUCGCAAGAACAUUAAUUUUUGACAACAAGAAGGUGGAUCAACUAUUGCCCACCACCAAGAACUAA